Messenger RNA from Sporisorium graminicola, 2289 nucleotides. RefSeq lists its product as uncharacterized. The record is from RefSeq and is a predicted model, not a curated record. Lineage: Eukaryota; Fungi; Basidiomycota; Ustilaginomycetes; Ustilaginales; Ustilaginaceae. Gene Ontology annotation, biological process: intra-Golgi vesicle-mediated transport. The coding region runs from base 1 to 2289 and encodes 762 amino acids. Gene Ontology annotation, cellular component: Golgi membrane. The transcript has a single exon.
AUGGCUGCUUCCGUAUCGGCAGCAGAGACAGCGCCGUACACCAUCGACGGUGCCGGCGCUGGUCCCAGUCGACCGCCCGUUGACUUUUCCGCGGCACUGUCCAUCUGGCGAGACAUCAACUUCAUCGAUCUUCAGCAACAACUCAAUGGCACUGCUCCCGAACUGCUCGAAGCCCAGAAGGCAGCCGUCUCCAACCGCAAGAAGCUUGCCGAUCAAACAAGAGAGUUCAAGAAGCAGCCCGACUCGAACAAGCUCGAAAGCUUCAAGCCUCUUCUCAAGGCGUACCAAGCAGAGAUCGAUACGCUCACCAAGCGAUCUAAAGCGGCCGAGAACGCCUUUCUCAAUGUUCAUUCUGCUUUGACACGCGCACCCGAUCCGUAUCCGCUUCUCGAGGUCACCCUGGAGCAAGCUGCCUCGCUCAACGAUCUCGACAGCCUCAAACACGAGAACGCAAAGCUCAAACACGAUCUCUCGGUUCGCGCGGCCGAGGCAGACGCCAUCAAGGCUGCCGAAGAGGAGAAUGCUCGACUGCAGCAACGAAUGCGCUCGCUCGAGCAAGAUUUUGAAGCUAAGCUGCAGCAACGCACGUCGGCUCUGGAACUCGAGCUCUCUGCAAAGUGGGAUGAGAGGAUACGCAACCUCAAGGAGCGGGAAGCUGACCUCACAAAGUCACUCAACUUGGCUCAAGAGCAACUCAAGGACCUCAAGUCACGAGACGAUACGGCCACGGCCAAGCUGCUCGAAAAGGGUCACGACGGCGGCGACGACGAUGCCACCAACGCCAAUGGCAACUUUGCCGAAGUUGAGCUGCUGUCGCGAGACCUCGAACGAGCUCAUGCCAGAGUCGAAAGCGUCGAAAGGCGCAACGAGCAGCUACGCGCCGAGAUCGAGAGCGUCAAGAGCGGCCGACACGAGAGCGACAAGCUGCAAAAGCUCGAACAAGAGGCGCAGGAGAAGGACCGCAAGUUGCAGCAGCUUCAAACCUUGCUCGACUCCGAACGUCAGCAGUCGGUCGAUUUGACCAAGCGCAUCUCUUCCGCACGCGACGAGAAGCUCAAGCUGCAAACCGAAAAGGACGCAGAGAUUGAAUCGCUCCGCACCAAGCUGCACCAGCGCAGCGAUUAUGCCGACAUCAAGCGCGAGCUCGAAAUCGUCAAGGCAGUUCAUUUCAACUCGGAAGACGAUGAGGACGCGGAUUCGUCGGCUGGCCCAGCUGCCAACGGAGAGGGAGAGCAAGACUCAAGCAAGCGAUCUGCCGACGCCAAGAGCCUCGAAGCAUUGCUGCUCGAAAAGAACAAACGACUCGAGGAUCAUCUGGCUACGCUGCGUGUCUCGAACGCCGAGCUCUCGGCUUCGCUCGACAAGACCACCGCCGAACUCACACAGCUCAGACAGGACUACUCGCACCUCAAGUUGCUGAACGAGAAGCUCGAGAGCGACCUCGCCUCCGUUGGCCCCGAUGGCCGACCUAGUGGCAGCACCAGCAGCGGUAAACGCACAGCUGCCAUGAGUGCCGAGGAUGCUCUCAGGGAGAUGGAAUCGCUCGAAGCCGAAGUCUCUCAAGCCAGCCACGGUGCCAAAGCGCGCGGCGGCGGCCUACCGGCAUCUGCGAACAACGACGGAGCCAACGGAUCCUCAACAGUCACCCCGGCAAGGUCUGUCCCAGCCUCGGCGUCUGCGCGACCUUCCAUCAGCAGCGGCGGUGGCGGUGAAAGCAGCAUCCUCCCCAUCGUCACAUCUCAGCGCGAUCGCUUCCGCACGCGCAACGCCGAGCUCGAGGAGGAACUGCGCAAGCAGUUUGAAACCAUCAGUGAGCUACGGACCGAGAUCAAGACGCUGCAGGCCGACAAUCUGAGUCUGUACGAAAAGGUGCGCUAUCUGCAGAGCUACGGACCUGCCGGCAGCAGUAGUGGCGGCGGCGCUGGUGGUGGUGGAGCGGUAGGCGCAAGAGGAGACUCGAUUAUUCAGAUCGGCGUCGGCAGCGCAGCAGGUCGUACAGACGCUUCGGGAGCCUAUCCACCGCCGCGCGGCGACGACAAGUACCGCGCCAAGUACGAAGAGUCGAUGAACCCGUUCGAAGCGUUCCGGGGCCGGGAACAGUCGCGCGCCAUGGCGCAGCUCAAUCCGCUCGAACGCGCCUUGCACAUCCUCACACGCUUGGUGCUCAGCCAUCGUCGCAUGCGUUUGUUCUUCAUGGUCUACGCUAUCUUCUUGCACUUCCUCAUCUUUGGCAUGCUCUUUGAGGUCUCGCAUACGUCUUCGUCACAGACAUGCUCUCUGCCGCAAUAA